This is a messenger RNA of Verruconis gallopava, 844 nucleotides long. RefSeq lists its product as uncharacterized. The coding region runs from base 158 to 739 and encodes 193 amino acids. NCBI's taxonomy places the organism in Eukaryota, Fungi, Ascomycota, Dothideomycetes, Venturiales, Sympoventuriaceae. The transcript has a single exon. The record is from RefSeq and is a predicted model, not a curated record.
AGAGUGCGAGAAUUUCCAGAUAUCGGUGCGGGUCUGACGGCCAAAAUAAAGAGCCGAAUCAUAAACGCCAUCAAGGUCACUUCGGACAAUAGUACCGUAACUUAUACCCAACGAACUUUGCGCUCCCAACACUCUCUUUAACACGCGCACUGCGACAAUGGGAGCUCUCGAAAUCACGCUACUGCAUCUCAAGCCUGGCACCGAAGCUGCUCAGGAUUCGCUGCUUGAGAACUUGAGAAGCGUUCGCGCGCAGCUCAACACGAACUCAAGGUUCUACCUCGACCGUGGGAGACCUACAAGUAUAUUCAUUUUUGGCCUUUGGCCUACGAUGGAAGCUCACAAAGCCUUUCUCGCAUCUCCGGAGUGUGGGCGGAUUCUAGGGCCCCAGGAAGCUCAGACUGAGUUUGCAUGGGGUCUACACGUCGCAGAUGUGAGCACAAUGGACGAUCUGCCGCUCGACUCGAAAAUCAUGUAUCUGCAUCUUCUCGAAGUGCAAGAAGCCGAAGAAGUCGCGUUGGAUGGUGCGCUGAGUCACGUACUUCAUAAGUUUGAGAGGAUGGUUGGUGAUGCCGGCAAUCCCGUUGUAUGUAAGAAUGCCUUAGACGCUGCUCCUGGCAACGUGGGAAGAUGUGUAAUUCAUGGUAACGAGGAAUUGCUUGAGAUGCUCGCGGAUGUCGGACGCAUGUGCUCUGAUACGGCGUACUCCGUGUGGCAGUUAGAGGACUUGGAGAAGAUAUGACGAACAACGACUUACGCUCGCGGCAAUGACUGACCGAUGCAGAAGUCUGAUGCUAUUUAGCUGAAGAAAACAAUAGAUCAAUAAUUACCAUGCCGCUUUUUGACG